GGAAACACUUGAAAGGUGUACAGCUACCCACCAUAACCUGUGACAAGGUCGGUUUGUUACUUGGUGUCGACGUCCCAGAGGCCCACUGGGUCAUCGAUCAGCGUAUCGGGAAACCUAAACAACCCUACGCUACACUAACUAUGUUAGGAUGGGCUUUAUUUGGACCGACAGGUCAACUUGAUAAAACUUCAGCCUUCAUAAACUGUUUAGAAGCAAAAGGUUCCGUCGAGGAGGAUAUUCUCAAAUUAGUUGAACAUGAAUUUUCUGAAAAUAAGUACUCUGAUAAAGUUGCCAUGUCCCUAUGUGAUAAGACCAUUAUGGAAAUUACUGACAAACAAACAGUAUUGCUUGAUGGACAUUAUCAAGUGUCGAUGCCCUGGAAAGUGGAUUGGAACUCACUUCCAAGGAGUAGAUGUAGUUUCAUCAUAAACAAGUCUAGAAUAGCACCCCUGAAAUUUAUCAGUGUUUCUCGUCUUGAAUUACAAGUCUCAGUACUGGCAGUGAAGUUGAUGAGGCAAAUAGUAGAAGAAAUAAAGCUAAAGUACGUGACUGAAAUCUACUUCUGGACUGAUUUUGUAAUAGUAUUAAAUUGCAUACUUAAUACGGCGUCAUGUUUCAAGUAUGUAGCAUCAUCCAUCAAUCCUGCUGAUCUAGCUUCCAGAGGAAUGUGUAAGUAUGACCCUAACCCUGUUAAAGCUUGGCCUUCAGGUCCCGAGUUCCUAACGACUGAGAAAGAUAAGUGGCCUGAGUAUAGACGAGAAGAAAUAUUAAAACUCCCAGUUAAGCUAGAGUUAAAGAACGCCACAACCUUGGACACCAUGACUACAGUUUUUCCCCUUGAUAAAUUUAUAUCCCAUUUUUCGUCAUGGAUUAAACUCAAACAAGGUACAGCUUGGCUCAUCAGAUCCAAACGUUACCUCUACAAUAAAACGAUCGUAAGGGGACCCCUUACACUUAACGAAUUGGAUAAUGCCGAAGGAGACUUACUAAAAUACUUACAAGAGCAAGAGUUUGCGGAAAUUAGACAAUGGAUUAAACGACACGAGCAAUCUGAUAACAUUCCGUCCAAAAAUCAUGUCAUUAAUAAGCUACGUCCAAUCGUGAUUGACAACCUGAUUCGCGUAGGAGGACGUUUGAACCGUAGUGAUCUUCCGGUAGAGCAGAAACAUCCAAUUAUUCUACCCAGCAAACACCCUAUAACCGAGCUUAUCAUUCGUCACUACCAUCAAGCUGACGGACACAUGGGGGUGUACUACACACUAGCCGCCUUGCGCAAAAAGUUUUGGAUCUUAAAGGGCACUACUGCAAUCAAGAGGAUCAUACAUAAAUGUAUAGGCUGCCGCAUUAGAUCAGCCAGGCCGAUGUCACAACUGAUGGGAGACUUGCCACCUACGCGGAUAACACCCGACUUCCCGUUCGCAACGACAGGAGUAGAUUAUUUCGGCCCAAUCACGAUUAAGGAGGGACGCAAACCUCGAAAGUGUUACGGAUGCUUAUUUACGUGCUUCAACACCCGAGCAGUUCACAUAGAAGUUGCCUGCGCAUUAUCAAUCGAUUCUUUUCUAAUGGCGUUGUCUCGCUUCUCAAAUCGCAGGGGGGCGCCGAAGAAGAUAUAUAGUGAUAGAGGAACCACAUUCGCUGGAUUAGAGAAAGAAAUACAACUUCUAUUACCAGACUUUAAAGAUAAUAGAGUAGCUAAGGAAAUGAUUCGUCGAAAUAUCGAGUGGCACUACAACAUCCCUUACGCAAGUCAUCGUGGAGGUAUAUGGGAAAGAUUAAUAAGGAGCAUACGUAGAAUUUUGAGUGCUGUAUCUGGCGAGCAAACUAUGACCUACGAGACACUCACCACUUAUUUGACUGAAGUAGAAAGAAUACUUAACGAUAGACCUUUAGUUCCAGUUUACGACGACCCAGAACAACUUGAGACAUUGUCACCUAAUAAUCUACUUUUGUUAAGAAAACCUAGCCUUCAUCAGAUUGAAAUAAGCCUACGUGAGCGUUAUUCCCGACAAUGGCUACAAGCGCAGCUGUUGGCAACUACAUUUUGGCGUCGUUGGAUAAAGGAGUACUUACCACUUUUACAGACACGAGCAAAGUGGACACAAGGGAGACGAGAUCUACGAGUUGGUGAUCUAGUCUUGAUUAUUGGAGACACCUACACACGAAAUAACUGGCUUAAAGGUCUAGUGGUAAGUAUCAACCCAGGAGAAGAUGGGCUAGUGAGACAAGCGAAAAUCAGAACGUCGAGAGGCAUAAUUAUUAGAGAUAUACGUAAAAUUUGUUUAUUAGAAGGAGCGGAUAACUGAACAGUAGAGGAUAGAUAGACGCUUCAGAGUGACUGUGGCUAGAGUAAAUUGUACCAUUGUCACCUCUGAAUGAUGUUACGUUAGUUCCCAAUCAGCGAAAGUGAGGAAAGACAUGCUGUCUUUGGGGGGCAGUGUUAAGUUUGCCUUACAUUGUUCCUACUCUCUCUCCUUCCACUUCUUUGUUUAUUGUUUUAUACUACUUAUUUAUAUUCAGUAAGCAGUUGUAUCCUUAACAAUUUUCACAUUUACAUUGUAACGUAAAUUGUACUGUAACAUUCGGAAACGUUCCCAUAUAUUUAUAAUGUUUAUUGCACUUAUCAUUGUAUUUGUCAUUGUAAUCACGGUACUUUAAUUACUGUAACGGUUAUCCACAGUUGCGGAUUUGUUUAAACGCAACAGUUUCCAUAUUGUUUGCUCUUCGUUCGAGUUUCGAUUGUUCAUAAACUAUUGUCCAAUUUCGACACAGCCAUCGGCUGUCUUUGUACUGUCGAAGCCUUUACUAUUUCAUUCUUGAACGACGCGGUAAACGCAUAGACACCUCACAAGUUGAGGUUUGUAAUUAAAUUUUGUAUUUUAUAUAAUAAUAGAACCGCUUUUGUAGAC
This is a messenger RNA of Schistosoma rodhaini, 2909 nucleotides long. The record is from the annotation of a GenBank genome assembly. Lineage: Eukaryota; Metazoa; Platyhelminthes; Trematoda; Strigeidida; Schistosomatidae.